Meloidogyne enterolobii is the source of this 2192-nucleotide messenger RNA. NCBI's taxonomy places the organism in Eukaryota, Metazoa, Nematoda, Chromadorea, Rhabditida, Meloidogynidae. The record is from the annotation of a GenBank genome assembly.
UUUUUUGCAUGUUUCUCUUAUGACACUCCUACUCGGUUCUCUAAUUUAAAUUUUGUUUUUCGGGGUUUCGGAAUCUUUUGGGGGUUUGGAAUCAAGUUAUGUGUGUGUCUUAAGCUGUUUUUUUUUGAAACUUGUGAGGGGCUUGGAAUAAUUUUCCACAAAGGUGUGACUAUAAUAAUUAUUUUUUUGGAUUUUGGAACAGAUUAAGUUUUUUGUUCUUGUUUCCCUCUAACAUAAGUAGUACCUUAUAUUAAGCUCACAAUUAGUGUCUAUAAUUCCCUAUUUUCAUUUUUCAGUGGCUCAGUAAUUGUUCGCUGUUAUCCAUUUAAGAGUCAAUAUUACUAUAUAUGAAUAUUGUUUAUGAUCUUAUACGAAAUUCAAUUGCUGCUGUCAACCACUAUGGACGCACUCGUUUUGAUGGAGAAAUUACGCCUAUACUUAUUCAAUCAUAUAAUGGAAAUGUCAAUCCAAUUGUUUGUACUCCUAUGCCCGCGCCAAUUUAUAUUCCACCCGAACGUUUGACGGAUGUCAUACUUUUGCGUGUCCAUUUUAAUUUUCCUCGGCUCUAUAUUUUUUACAAACGUUUAAUCGGUUACACUGUUUUUAAUGUAUUUGAUCGACAUGCUGUAAAAGUUCAUUUUGUUCACGCUGAUUUGACUCGUCCUGAACGUUUACUUCGCAAUCGUUUGCAACAAAUUUGUCAACAAAAGAAUGCUGGACGUUUUAGCUCUGCGCCUCCUAUGCCAGAGCAAAAUGAUAAUUAUAGUUAUGGAUAUUAUCGCAAUUUGUGUCAAACCGGAGAACGUUAUUUCCAUAAUGGAAUACAACUUUAUAAGGAAUAUCCAGGUAGACAAACUGAACCUGUACCUUUUCAACCAUUUUCUGAAUUGCAGUAUUUGCAUGUUAUAGUUGCUUCGCUUCGUAAAUUUGCAGUGAUAUACAACCAGAAGGAAUGUUCAGUAAUUAUCCAAAAUGUUGAUCUCGAUAAUGGGAGUGAUAACGAUGUUGAACGAAUUACUACAUUGGUCUAUAAUGUAGUCAAUACACAAUUGUUUAAAGAACGUUUUCGUGAUCUUCAGAAGCUUCAUAAAGGAAUAUGUUCACCCCAAACAAAUUCCAAUUCUUAUUUGCCUAUUAAAAUUGAACGUGUUGAACGUCUUCCACAACCAAAUUUGAAUAAUAAAAAUGGAAAAGAAGGAGGAGGAACAACAACAAAUGUGGAUAAUUCAACAAUGAAGAAAAGAGGACGUCCACCACUUAUUCGUACAUCUUUUCGAAAUAAGGAAGCGGCACAAGCAUUUUGUCAACUUUUUAAGGAAUGUAAAAAAUUGACAGAACAAAAAGAAUAUGAUGAUACUCAUGAUGGAGAAAAUUCUUCUGAUUUUAAUUCAUAUUCUGAUUUAUCUGAAUCUGAAAUAUUUAUUGGAAAAGGAGAAGGAGAACAAAACAAGGAAAAAACUUUAUCAUCAAAGAAGGAAUUUUUUUUAUCUAUUCAAUGUUUCCGUCCCUGAAGACCUACAACUUUUGAAAGUGAAUAUUUAUCGAGGAAUAAAGGAGAUAUCGAUAGAUUUAAUUGAUUCAGGGGAUAAAGAUUUCUACACCCAGUGUUAUUGUGUACAGUCAUAAUACCACACCAUAGAUCCUACUUGCAUAUAGUUAAUUUAAUCCUAGAUAUACCCUUUUUAAAGUUGUAUGUAGGUCUUCAGAGUCAAUAGCCUGACCUUUAUUUAAACUUUAUUCUAAAAAAUAUUUGUUAGUUAUGCAAUAGAAUCAUUUAUGGGUAUGUUCUGUACUCCAAUGGCAGAUUUAUGGAAUAAAUUAAUUUUAAUUAAAAUUUUUCGUUCAUAUGUUGAACUUCAAGCAAAAGAUUUGUUUACGCGGUUGGAUUUUGAUACUUGGUUAACAAAUGCAAUUUAUCAUCCAAGAACAACAAUAAAAGAGAAGCUCGAAUUAAUUUUGAUUUUUAAUGAGCUAGUUAAUCAUUAAAAAAAGGCUUUUUUGAUCAUUCAAAGAUAGAAAAAAAUGAAAAUAAAUUACAUGUUAAUCUUGAAAGAAGGAAACAACUUUUAUUAACUAAAUUAAAAAUAAAUAAACAAAAGAUAGUUGAAUAUUUAAGAACUAAUUUGUGUUUUGAUAUCGAAAAUGAUGUAAGAAGAAGAGACGAAAUUGUUUUAGAAUUAUUAGAUAAUGAA